GUAGUCACUUGACACGGGGUCUAUCUUGUCUAUCAUUUUUGACAUCUCGAAGGAUUUUGCAUUAUACAUUACAUUCUACUGUUUUCAAAAACAAAUAAAAAUAUUAUUUUAUUUACAUUUUGCUAAUAUUUCUGUAUUACAAAAUGGCUGGUCAAGAGAACAACAAGCCCAAUCAGGAUAAAGCUGAGGCUGAUUGUGAAAUUACUCCGAGUGAUGAAAACAAUGAUGAUAAUAUUUGUGAAGAGUAUGAAAUGUUGGAUUCAAAACUGGAUGAGCUGAAUUCGGCACUUGAUUUUCUGGAACAGAAGAAUGAUGAUAUUCACAAGAAAUUGAAGGAACUUCUUCAGUCUAACAUUGACAUUAGACAACAACUGCAAAAUGAAAACUCAAUGUCUCCUGACAAAUAAUACAAAUGUAAAUAUUUAUACAAUGUUAAAUUCAUUAUAAUCCAUAUUUAGACAAUAUUAUAUUUGCAUUGUGAUUACAAACUGUAUUAGGGAUUCAAUAAAACGUCUUGUUACUUUUAACCAUAGUACAUGCUUUUUGAACUUUCACUCAAUAAUAUUUUAGUUAUUUCUUAAGUAGUAAUUUCAGAAAUUAUUGGUAAUUUGGCAAAAAUAAAAUUAUUGGAUCAUUAUGUAAGUUCAAUAAGUAUAUUACAGUCAUUCAUUGUUAUAGGGCAUGUAAAGAUGAACAAAACUAUUAAAUUCCAAAUACAUUUAUUGAUUGUUAGUGUUUGUUCGUUAGGGUACAAUAGUGUGAUAUAUAUAAUCACACAAGCGCCCCUUGCACUAUCCCAAUAACCCGGGUUUAACUGGCUAACCCUGGGUUAACCUGGAUUUACCAUGGUUACUAGUACAAUUUGACACUGGGUUAACAGUUUAAGACCACUUGCACCAUCCCACUAACCUGCGGUUAUCUGGUUAAACCAUUAACCCAAAUCAAAUUGUACUGGUAACCCCUUGUUUAACCUGUUAACCCUGAGUUAGUGAUUUGUGCAAGUGGCCCUAAGGAAAAUAUCCCAUGCAAGUAUGCAACAUAAUCUUCAGUUAGUUUUGUGCUGGCAACACACAUUAGCCACUUCUGAAGUAGGUAUUUGUGUAUGAUCUUUAAUACCAAGUCUGUCAAAUUAUUCUCAUCCAUGUAAGUAAUGUGAUAUCAUUAGAAUAGAUAUUUCAAAAACAAUCAACUGUUACAAUAAUUUCAAACCCAAGCUUUAUGGGGUUUUUUGCUAUUACAAUUAAAACACCAUUAUAAUUAUUUUCUAAUGGUAACAUUACUUUAAUCUUUCAAUCAAGAUGCUUACUGUGAUAGAAAUGUUACUUGUAUUAUAUUUAGGUAUUCAAUUGAUAAAUUUUUCAUGUUGUGACUCCAUCAAGGUGUUAAUGAUUCUGCCAAUGUUGAGGUUGGAUAAGGCAUGAAUAGUAGAGACUAUCCUUUGAUUGUUGUUUUUUUUUUAAUGGCUAAAAUCAGAUUUUGUGUCAAGAGGUGGUGAGAGAUUAUUUUUAAAGCUAAUUUUUUUUUCUGGCCAAAACAGAUUACUAUAGAUACUCACUUCUCUCAAUACUGUUCUGUAUUAAGACUCAAUUUCUCUAACCACCUCUGUGUAUAUUAAAUGUAAACUAAAAAGGUAAGGUUAAUAAAUUAUUUAUUUCACCUA
Molecule: messenger RNA, 1660 nt
Organism: Cydia pomonella (codling moth)
Lineage: Eukaryota; Metazoa; Arthropoda; Insecta; Lepidoptera; Tortricidae
Product: UPF0184 protein AAEL002161
Exons: 2
Coding region: 144-407 (87 amino acids)
Source: RefSeq, a predicted model, not a curated record